AAGACCGUGGAGUUCUUAUAAGUUCUGAGGGCUCCUGAAGGGUAGGAGGCAGUUCAGCUUGCCCCUGGGGUAACUUGAACUGCAGGUUUCAGGUGACACCAGCAGCCUCAGCAUCAAUAAUUGAGAGCAAGUCCAGCCUGCCUCAGGAUUCUACCCCUACCCUCCAAGGACUGCCCCCUCCUGUCCUAUGCUCUGAUCUUCCUCAAGCAGGAGCCUCCAGCCCAGGACCCCUACCAGGACCAGGUAGGGACCAUGUCUCCUGCCAUUGCACUAGCCUUCCUGCCACUGGUGGUGACAUUGCUGGUGCGGUACCGGCACCAUUUCCGACUUCUGGUGCACACGGUCUUGCUGCGGAGCCUCCGAGACUACCUGUCAGGGCUGCGGAUUGAGGAACGGGCCUUCAGCUAUGUGCUCACCCACGCCCUGCCGGGGGACCCUAGUCAAAUCCUCACCACCCUGGACCACUGGAGCAGUCACUGCGAGUACCUGAGCCACAUGGGGCCUGUCAAAGGUCAGAUCCUGAUACGAAUGGUGGAAGAGAAGGCCCCUGCUUGUGUGCUGGAGCUGGGUACCUACUGCGGAUACUCCACACUGCUUAUUGCCCGUGCCCUGCCCCCUGGGAGUCGCCUUCUCACUGUAGAGCGGGACCCACGCACAGCAGUGGUGGCUGAAAAACUCAUCCGCUUGGCUGGCUUCGACGAGCGCACGGUGGAGCUCAUCGUGGGUAGCUCAGAGGAGGUGAUCCCGCGCCUACGAACCCAGUACCAGCUGAGUCGGGCAGAUUUGGUACUCCUGGCACACCGGCCCCGAUGUUACCUGCGGGACCUGCAGCUUCUGGAGGCUCAUGCUCUGCUGCCAGCUGGUGCCACUGUGUUGGCUGACCAUGUGCUCUUCCCUGGUGCUCCCCGCUUCCUGCAGUACGCCAAGAGCUGUGGCCGCUAUCGCUGCCGAAUCCAUCAUACUGGCCUCCCAGACUUUCCUGCCAUUAAGGACGGUAUAGCCCAGCUCACCUACGCAGGACCUGGCUGAGGUCUAGGGGUACUUACUGCUGCCCUACCUCACCCCCACCCAAGCAAGGACCUCAGAACAUCCCUUCCCCUCCCUGCUUGUGGCCUGACACAUGCUGGGCUCGGGGAGACUCUCCUCCUACCUCUGCCUCACUCACCUGAGGCAUCAAGUUCUGUCAGACUGCUUGGUCCCACUGAUCCCCCUUCUUCCAGAAAAAGCCAUGAACUGACAGGCAAAGGCCUGAGCUCCCACCCCAGCUCUGUCACUGAUUUGCUGGGUGGCUCCAGGGGAGUCCCUGCCCUGCUGAGACUUAAUCUGCUCUCUUAACACCAACAAAACUGGCUGGGAGAGCUCUAGAGGCUUCCCAGCUCUAGACCUCAGAAAGCCUGCCCUCCCCAGCCCAUGCCAUUGUGGACAUGAUGAAAAGAAACAGUAAACUCUGAGUUAGAAGCCCUGCAGGAACGGCUGGUGCAAUCUGGGCCAGAGGAGAAGGCAGUGAAGCCUGGGCCCUGGCCUUCCCUAGCCCUGGCCCACAUGGCCAGGUAGGUUUGCCCGAA
Molecule: messenger RNA, 1565 nt
Organism: Myotis brandtii (Brandt's bat)
Lineage: Eukaryota; Metazoa; Chordata; Mammalia; Chiroptera; Vespertilionidae
Product: transmembrane O-methyltransferase
Exons: 4
Coding region: 253-1029 (258 amino acids)
Biological process (GO): catecholamine catabolic process; developmental process; dopamine metabolic process
Molecular function (GO): catechol O-methyltransferase activity
Source: RefSeq, a predicted model, not a curated record